AUGACGAUUAUGUGGAUUCUUCGCCGUUUCGGACAGGAGGAGAAGGACAAGACGGACGAAGAAGUGAAGGAGAUUUGUAAACAAGGACGUAAACAAACCAAAGAAACGUGGGGGAAAUUCGCGGCGGAGAUUAGGGAUCCGAAGAAGAACGGAGCUAGGGUUUGGCUCGGGACUUACGAGACGCCGGAGGACGCGGCGGUGGCUUACGACAGAGCUGCGUUUCAGCUAAGGGGAUCCAAGGCUAAGCUUAAUUUCCCACAUUUGAUUGGCUCUUGUAAGUAUGAGCCGGUUAGGAUCAGGCCUCGCCGUCGCUCGCCGGAGCCGUCUGUCUCCGAUUACUCAUCGCCGGAGCAGAAGAGGAUUGGCCACGUGGGAGACGGGUUCGAUUUGGAUUUCACGAUGAACUCCGAAUCCGAUGGAGGUUUAUUGACGGAUCAAUCGGCAUGUUCGUUUUCUGAUAGUCGUGAAUGAUGAAUUAAGCGAUGUUUUGAUCAUAAUGUAAUGUCUUUGGAAAAUCAAUG
Messenger RNA from Eutrema salsugineum, 521 nucleotides. RefSeq names its product ethylene-responsive transcription factor 13. Gene Ontology annotation, molecular function: DNA-binding transcription factor activity; DNA binding. Gene Ontology annotation, biological process: regulation of DNA-templated transcription; ethylene-activated signaling pathway. The transcript has 2 exons. The coding region runs from base 1 to 471 and encodes 156 amino acids. The record is from RefSeq and is a predicted model, not a curated record. Lineage: Eukaryota; Viridiplantae; Streptophyta; Magnoliopsida; Brassicales; Brassicaceae.